Acaulospora colombiana is the source of this 378-nucleotide messenger RNA. Lineage: Eukaryota; Fungi; Glomeromycota; Glomeromycetes; Diversisporales; Acaulosporaceae. The record is from the annotation of a GenBank genome assembly.
AUGGAAAGAGGAUAUCUUGAUGCACCACCACCAGCCUAUCGACGGGCCUUCCCACAAACUGACUCAGAUAAUGCCCCAGUUUCAGCAUCAACGAAUCCAGCAAGCAAGUCUACUCCUGCCAAAGCACCAACAUUGAUUCAGCGUUUCCAUCUACAAACCAAAAUUACCAACGAUACCCCGAAGUCCAACGAGCCGGAAGGGUGGACUGGUACCGGUCCGAUACCAUAUGCUGCUAAGGGAAAAGGAAAAGCUACAGAGGACCCUACAGGACCUGCAGUUUGGGAAGCUACGGCGGAGAAGAGACAAGAGUCCUUACAGAAGCGCAAAGAGGCAAUGAUUUUGGCAGCAAGGCGGAGGCUAAUGGAGAAGGAUGCCAAG